This is a messenger RNA of Vitis riparia (riverbank grape), 963 nucleotides long. RefSeq lists its product as uncharacterized. The transcript has a single exon. The record is from RefSeq and is a predicted model, not a curated record. The coding region runs from base 1 to 963 and encodes 320 amino acids. Lineage: Eukaryota; Viridiplantae; Streptophyta; Magnoliopsida; Vitales; Vitaceae.
AUGGUCAUAACUGGAAGUAAUUCUUCUAUGGUUCAAACCCUCAUUACUCGGCUUUCCAAGGAAUUCUCCAUGAAGGAUUUGGGUGAUCUUCAUUAUUUCCUCGGCGUUGAAGUGCAAGCUAAUGAGAAGGGUUUGUUUCUCAGUCAAACGAAGUAUGCCCUUGAUUUGUUGCAACGUGCUUCAAUGAUUGAUGCAAAGCCUAUUUCUACACCCUAUGUUGUUGGUCAACAUCUCUCAACUAAAGGAAAAUUGUUCUCCGAUCCUACUAUGUUUCGUUCACUUGCAGGUGCUCUUCAAUACCUGACCAUCACCAGCUCGUAUCUCUCCUUUAGUGUGAAUUCUAUUUUCCAAUUCAUGCAUGCUCCCACUGAGGACCACUUUCAUGCUCUCAAGCGCAUUUUGCGCUAUGUUAAGGGCACUCCUCAUCAUGGACUUCAAUUCCAUCAACAAUCGACUUAUGAUAUUCUUGCUUACUUUGAUGUAGACUGGGCAAGUUGUCUUGAUACACGUUGUUCCACUACUGGCUACGCUAUUUUUUUGGGUACCAAUUUGGUUUCUUGGUUCUCUAAGAAACAAAGCACUGUCUCUCGAUCAAGUGCCAAAGCAGAAUAUCGCUCUUUAGCUGUUGCCAUUGCUGAUAUUGCCUGGAUUGUUCAACUACUUCGGGACCUCCAUGUUACACUCUCAACAACACCUAAAAUUCUUUGUGACAAUCAAAGUGCAAUUUUUAUGGCAGUCAAUCUGGUUACUCGCCCUCGCUCAAAACAUAUUGCGAUCGACUACCACUUUGUUCGUGAACUUGUUGCUAAUGGCAAUUUGAAAGUUGAUUUUAUCCCUUCACAUCUCCAGCUAGCUGAUUCAUUGACCAAAGGCGUCACCAAGCCUCAGUUCUUUUUCUUCCGAACAAGCUCAACGUUAUCCCUUCUCCCACGCUCACCUUGUAAGGGGUUGAUAAGGGAAUAA